Messenger RNA from Fusarium musae, 1629 nucleotides. RefSeq lists its product as uncharacterized. The record is from RefSeq and is a predicted model, not a curated record. The coding region runs from base 1 to 1629 and encodes 542 amino acids. The transcript is spliced from 3 exons. NCBI's taxonomy places the organism in Eukaryota, Fungi, Ascomycota, Sordariomycetes, Hypocreales, Nectriaceae.
AUGCGCCUGCUCAGAGGCCUCGUACUAGGUCUGCUCCUCGAGAGAGGCCUCAGUCAGACAGAACCUCAGCCCGAAGGUGACAGUAUCACUACUGUUGCCGACCCUGCGGAGACAGAUCCCGCAGAUGUGCCUGCUCCUGACCCUAGUAACCCAUCUGAUGGCGAUACCCCAGACCCAGUGGAUGAUGGACCAACAGUCAUAGUAGAUGACCCUCAGCCCACUGACGGCGACGGAUCCGAUGCCAGAAUCCCCGCUCCAGAUCCCACCGAUGUCGAUGACCCCUCAGCCAAUCCUGAUGAUCCCGUCGAGACAAAUACAGACGAUGAACAGCUAGCUCCCACCGACCAGCCUGCCCCAACCGACACUGAACCCGCGCCUGCCCCAACAGACGUGGACGCUACUCAGACCGAUGAGGAAACUCCCCAAGAGACAGAUACCAAUGGUGAGGAAGCUACUGGUGAGACCGAUGCGGCACCCGUCGUUCCAACAGAAGCCUUGAGCUCCGCGGCCGAAGAGACACCAGAGGCAACCCCUCUGGCAUCCAACACCGCAGACGACCAAGUUCCACAGACGACCGAAGAGCCAUCGGCUGAAGAGACCGAAGAACCAACCGCUGACUCUGAACCAGAAGAGUCAACCCAGCAGGAGUCCAGAAACCUUGUGGCACCGACAAAGACUGAGAAUAGCGAUGCGAAGACGACUGAUGACGACGGUAAUUAUUACUAUGCUCCUAGUGCGACUGAGGGGGGUGAAGCAGAGGAGACGGGCGAUAGUGAACAGACCGCUGAUGGAACAACCCGCAAAGCUGCAGCUACAGGUAGUGGAGGCAAGGAGAAGACUACCCUUGCUACUUCCAAGGGCGCUGCGCCAACGUCACCUGCUCAGGACUAUGCGAUUGAUCUCAAAGAAGCUGAUCUGGGCGACUAUGCCCAGUUCCAAGGCGCAGGCGACAAAACUGUCGUCAUCCUCAAACCCCCUCCCAACGCCGAAGCAAAAUGCGAUCUCCCGCCCACAAGCGACGAAGACGUCCCCGAGGGCGAAGACGUACGCGUCGUGCUCUCUGUAAAGAUCGCAGACCUCAAGAAAGGCGUCAAGUCUGGUAACCGCUUACAAAUGCUCAUUGACGGUUCGACCAUCUAUGAUAAAGAGCUUUUGGGCACUGGGGAUGAAGAGGAGAGUAUUUCGAGUGACAAGUUCAAGGCUGCGCUGGAUCAGAAGGUCAAUGUUAUUCAUAAGGCCGGGGAUAAGCCGGUACAGGUUACGAUUCAGGAUGCGAAUAUCAGGAGUGCUAUUAGUGGAGGGAGUCGUGGGGGGAGCGGUGGUGGCUCUGGUGGUGGUAGUGGAGGUUCUGGGGAUGAUGGUGAUGACUCUGGUGAUAGCGGCUCUAGUGGUGGUGGCAGCGGAGGCGGUAGUGGAGGCGGCAGUGGCAGUGGAAGCGGAAGUGGCUCAGGCGAUGGCGACAGCUCAGGUGGAGGUGCUUCUGAGAGCGCCUCGGGCACCGGCGACGAGGGUUCAACACCAUCAAGUGUCUCCGGCAGCGACGGCCAGCCCAACGUUGCUGGCAAGAGCUUCAUGGUCAGUGAGAUCCUCAUGUAUGCCCUCCCUCUUGCCCUCGCUCUCGUGGGAUAG